AUGACUUCGUCUCUUGACCCGUCAUCGUCACUAUGGCUGUGGGUUUGGGCUUACGUGCUGAUCACUGCUCCUACUACCUUCAGCUUAUCACUAUCACCAGCAGCUGAUGAUUCCAAAAGCGCAUCCUCGUCCAAUAAUAAUAAGUCUUAUUAUUGGAACGGAUUGCAUUUUCAGCUUCAGCAUUUUUGGACUUGCCCUAGCAACAAUGGCCAAUCGACUGAGCGCACUGGUAGCAAACUUUUGGCUGAUCUUUUGCUUCAAUCGGAAGAUGUCAAUAUUGGUUUUGUCAGCAAAUCCCAAGCCAAACGAGCCUGUCAAAACGGAGCGGUAUGGAUUCUGAAUAGCAUUAAUAAGGGGCAUUUUUUGGAGUUGCUGCAACGCGAUUUGAAGACCAAAAGCAUGUUGGAGAUGAAAAGCUUGCAUCUUGAUCAUUCCGCGCUGAUAGAGGGUCCUUUCCUCCAAGCACAUCCAUCCACCAUAUUGCAACCAAGUGAUGAAGUUUGGAUCAUGGUCGACCGUCAAUGGAAGUCUGGUUGGAACGGGUAUCCAGUUUUCGUCACGAAGAACUGGUUGCCACCCCCAGCAAGUCGAGGUCUUCUUGAUAGUCUGGCGGGGUGUGUUUUGUAUGAAGAUGACGAGAUUGCAAUGAUCAACAAACCUAAAAACCUCACCACAAUUUCAAAUCCAAUGGCAGCUAGUUGUUGCUCAAUGAGUAGUACAAGCGAUGAUCGAGACGACUUGCAGUCCCUUCUUGGUUUCCUCCUUCAAUGUCCCAUUGAUGGGACCACAAAGUUUCACAAAGGCGACGACGCUUACCAACCCAGACCAGUCCAUCGACUAGACAAGCCGACAUCUGGGCUUGUUUUGGUGGCCAAGUCAGCGAGAGCCAUGAAGAUCUUGAGCAAAGCCUUUGCCGAACGACAGGUUACCAAAACGUAUUCUGCCAUUGUGUUACAUGGUGGAGACGAGAGUGGGCUGUACCAAUGGGAACUUGACCAGUCUGAGAAUCGGAAGGACGAUCCAAGUUGGUAUACAAUCGACUAUCCCAUUAAUGGAAAAUCUGCCAUUUCGUCAUGGCGGUUGAUACGAUCGAUAUCUCUGCAAAUAGGGUCACGUGUUUUGCAGCAGUUUUGUAAGAAGAACUAUGACAAAGGUGAACUGUCAUGGGAUCAUUCAGAACCGUCUGAUAGUGAUGCAUCCCGAGAUGAUGAUUGCAAUCAGAAGCUUUCUCUGUUGCAAGUCCGUCCUCACACUGGCCGAACCCAUCAAAUUCGCCGCCAUUUGGCCUAUAACUUGGGUUCACCUAUUGUGGGCGAUACCAAGUACUAUGCUGCUGGUGGCCAAAAACGCAAGGGACCCUUUUGGAAAGACUGGCAUACGAACCAACCAAGGAUGUACCUGUGCUGUCACGAAUUGGAGUUUCCAUACGAUUUGUUGAUUGGAACGCAGUCCACCGCAACAAUGAUCACGGCUAUCAAUAGCAAGAGCAAGACCGCUGCCAAUGUUACAGUCGUAGUAGCAGCACCGAAUGUCCAAGGUGCACCGACUUUGCGAUUGAGAGUCUCUAUCCCCUUGCCCUCCUCAUUUCAUGAUUUGCUGUCAAAAUAA
Cylindrotheca closterium is the source of this 1608-nucleotide messenger RNA. NCBI's taxonomy places the organism in Eukaryota, Bacillariophyta, Bacillariophyceae, Bacillariales, Bacillariaceae. The record is from the annotation of a GenBank genome assembly.